AAUGGAAAUAACUGUGACAAGAAAUGAUGCUAAAUCUGAAAAAAUUCACUCUAAAUUAGGUGGAGAUGGACCUUUUGGAGCAUAAUCAGCAGAAAAGGCAAUGAAAAAGCUAGUCAAUUUUAUUGAAAAUUGAGACAAAAAAAAUAACUAUAUCAUUUUAAAUCAUUUUAAGACCAAG
This is a messenger RNA of Paramecium octaurelia, 178 nucleotides long. The record is from the annotation of a GenBank genome assembly. Lineage: Eukaryota; Ciliophora; Oligohymenophorea; Peniculida; Parameciidae.